Messenger RNA from Spodoptera exigua (beet armyworm), 2011 nucleotides. NCBI's taxonomy places the organism in Eukaryota, Metazoa, Arthropoda, Insecta, Lepidoptera, Noctuidae. The record is from the annotation of a GenBank genome assembly.
GUGACGUGACGUUGUGGACGUGUCAUUCGCGGACGGCUCGUUGGCGGCGUUGCGCAGGCUCUUUCUCGCGAAAAGUCCUAUUGGAGUGUUACUAAUGAACAAAAGUUGAAUGGUUUUAGCCGGAUUGAUCAGUUAAUAUUUUAGUUAGGGUAGUUAAUUCGCAAUAAAUCAAAAUGGGAAUCAAAUUCCUCGAAGUUAUAAAGCCGUUUUGCAGUAUAUUGCCAGAGAUAGCAAAACCAGAAAGAAAGAUCCAAUUCCGUGAGAAAGUAUUAUGGACUGCAAUAACUCUAUUUAUUUUCUUAGUAUGUUGUCAGAUCCCCUUAUUCGGUAUAAUGUCGUCAGACAGCGCGGAUCCCUUCUACUGGAUCCGUGUAAUCCUUGCAUCAAAUAGAGGAACUCUUAUGGAACUUGGUAUAUCUCCUAUCGUCACAUCGGGUCUUAUCAUGCAACUGUUAGCUGGAGCUAAAAUCAUUGAAGUUGGUGACACACCAAAGGACCGUGCAUUAUUCAAUGGAGCACAGAAAUUGUUUGGUAUGGUGAUCACUGUUGGUCAGGCUAUUGUCUACGUAAUGACUGGCAUGUACGGAGAGCCCAGUGAAAUUGGAGCUGGUGUCUGUCUCCUCAUCAUCAUCCAACUGUUUGUUGCUGGUCUGAUCGUUUUGCUGCUCGAUGAACUGUUACAGAAAGGAUAUGGUCUUGGCUCCGGUAUUUCCCUGUUCAUUGCCACAAACAUCUGUGAAACUAUUGUCUGGAAGGCAUUCUCCCCUGCUACCGUUAACACUGGUCGCGGUACUGAGUUCGAAGGCGCAGUGAUUGCACUGUUCCACCUCCUGGCCACUCGUCCGGACAAGGUGCGCGCGCUCAGAGAGGCCUUCUACCGCCAGAACCUCCCCAACUUGAUGAACCUCCUCGCUACCGUCCUCGUCUUUGCUAUCGUCAUAUACUUCCAGGGCUUCCGUGUAGACCUACCGAUCAAGUCUGCGCGCUACCGCGGCCAGUACUCGUCGUACCCCAUCAAACUGUUCUACACCUCCAACAUUCCUAUCAUCCUGCAAUCUGCACUUGUUUCCAAUCUCUACGUAAUCUCACAGAUGUUGGCUGUGAAAUUCAGCGGUAAUUUCCUGGUGAACUUACUGGGAGUGUGGGCUGACGUCGGUGGUGGCGGCCCAGCCCGAGCCUACCCUGUGGGCGGGCUGUGCUACUACUUCAGUCCCCCGGAGUCACUCGCGCACAUCGCACACGAUCCCCUGCACGCUGUACUCUACAUCAUCUUCAUGUUGGGCUCCUGCGCCUUCUUCUCAAAGACUUGGAUCGAUGUCUCCGGAUCCUCUGCCAAGGAUGUCGCCAAGCAACUGAAGGAACAACAGAUGGUGAUGCGCGGUCACCGAGACAACUCCAUGAUCCACGAGCUGAACCGGUACAUCCCGACCGCGGCCGCUUUUGGUGGGCUCUGUAUCGGAGCUCUGUCAGUGCUGGCUGAUUUCCUCGGCGCCAUCGGCUCGGGCACGGGUAUCCUGCUGGCCGUGACCAUCAUCUACCAGUACUUUGAAAUCUUCGUGAAGGAGCAAGCCGAGAUGGGCGGCAUGAGUACACUGCUCUUCUAGAAUCAUAAUAGUCGUGGUCGCCGCAGACAGCGCUCUGGUCACAGUUCAUAUUUAGCGGGCCGCAGCGCUCUCUACGACGCUGUAGUGUGCGUGGCAACGCGUGUGUGGGUUAUGUGCUAAUUUAUAUAAAUGAACUUUAUAAUAAAAUAAUUUACAAGUACAGACUUUGUUUUUGUAGACCCUAAGCAGGUUAAUGAUUGUUCACAUAGUUUGGUCAUCAAGACACCAUAUCAAUAAUAUUAUCUGUGUUAGACUACUGUUAACAUUGUACACAAUAGAGUUAGAAUCCUCACGAGCAGGCUAGACGUCAAUUAUAACUGGAACUUAUCAAACAAUCUGCAACACUGUCUAGAUAUGAAGACUGAACAAAGGAUGUGAAAUUAGACAUUGUCUCAGCUGAACUCAAC